CCUUCCAUUAUCUCAAUCACCAAACAUAUCACUCUUCUCAAACCGAAUUUCGAAUCUUAAACUUUCCCGAGAAAAAAAAAAUGUCAGGGCGAGGAAAGGGAGGAAAAGGAUUAGGAAAGGGAGGAGCCAAGAGGCAUCGGAAAGUUCUCCGAGACAACAUCCAAGGAAUCACCAAACCAGCGAUCCGUCGUCUCGCGAGGAGAGGAGGUGUGAAGCGUAUCAGCGGAUUGAUCUACGAAGAGACUCGCGGCGUCCUCAAGAUCUUUCUGGAGAACGUGAUCCGCGACGCCGUUACUUACACAGAGCACGCUCGCCGGAAAACUGUUACGGCCAUGGACGUUGUGUACGCUCUCAAGAGGCAGGGAAGAACUCUGUACGGAUUCGGCGGCUGAUUCGAUUGUUUCUGUUUCAGAUUUUGUAAAAUGUUUUUCAGAAUCAAUGGGAAUAAUAAUAUUGGCAUCUUUUUUUCUAAAUAA
Raphanus sativus (radish) is the source of this 476-nucleotide messenger RNA. Its product is annotated as histone H4. The record is from RefSeq and is a predicted model, not a curated record. The transcript has a single exon. Gene Ontology annotation, cellular component: nucleosome. Gene Ontology annotation, molecular function: protein heterodimerization activity; DNA binding; structural constituent of chromatin. Bases 81 to 392 code for a protein of 103 amino acids. Gene Ontology annotation, biological process: nucleosome assembly. NCBI's taxonomy places the organism in Eukaryota, Viridiplantae, Streptophyta, Magnoliopsida, Brassicales, Brassicaceae.